UUCCAUUUGAUGAAGAUGAACGAGAUCCAAAAGUUUGGUUUCUUGACCAUGACUACUUGGAAAACAAAUACCAGAUGUUCAAGAAAGUCAAUGCAAGAGAGAAAAUUGUUGGCUGGUAUCAUUCAGGCCCAAAGCUUCGCCAGAACGACAUCGCCAUCAAUGACUUGGUGCGGCGGUACUGCAGCAACUCUGUGCUGGUCAUCAUAGACACGGAGGCCAGGAACGUGGGACUCCCCACUGAGGCCUACUACAGUGUCGAGGAGGUUCAUGAUGACGGCACACCAACCAGCAAGACAUUCGAGCAUGUGGCAAGCGAGAUUGGUGCUGAAGAGGCUGAAGAGGUUGGCGUUGAGCAUCUUCUCAGGGAUAUUAAGGACACAGUGUAUGGGUCGCUGGGAGAGCGCUUGACAAGUCAGGUGUUGGGUCUGCGUGGACUAUACCAGCACCUGACCCACGUACGCAGCUACCUGCAGCAAGUUCUGGAUGGUACCUUGCCUGUCAACCACACCAUCGUCUACCAGCUCCAGGACAUGUUCAACCUGCUCCCUGACGUGAGCAACCCAGGCCUGGUGACGAGCUUGUCUGUGAAGACCAACGACCAGCUGCUGGUGAUGUACCUAGCGUCGCUGGUGCGCUCCGUCAUCGCACUCCACAACCUCAUCAACAACAAGCUGGCUAACACCGACGCUGAGAAGAAGGAGACUGACACUAAGAAAGAUUCCAGUGAUACCAAGAAAGAUGCCAGUGACAACAAGAAAGAUGCUAGUGAUAAUAAGAAAGAUUCGAAUGACUCAAAGAAAGAUGGAAGUGAUUCAAAAAAGGACACAAGUACGGCGAAGAAGGACGCAAGUGAUUCGAAAAAAACUGGCGAUAAGAAGAAAGAAAAAGGCGAUAAGGAGAAGGAUACAUCCGCGUCUACGGGCACUGACAAGAAAGAUAAAAAAUGAAAACAAAAGAAGAGGGAGCGCAAGAAGAGCGGCAGGAAGCGGCGAAAAUAAAGAAAUGUGUCAGAGAAUUAGAGAAAAUUUAGAAUACAAGUAUUGAGAACUGAUUGAAAGCCAUAGAAUUGAAGAGACUUGUUGAUAUGAAAUUAGAUCCUAGGAUGAGGGCAAUGUGAGGCUGCAAGUAAGGGAAAAUUUUCUACCGAUAUGCAUUUAGUUUUCAUCAGAAUCGAUGAGUAAAGGAGGCCUGAGGAAGGCGAGAGAUAAAGAACAAGCCUGCAAAUGAAUAUUAUUUCAUUGCAACUUUGUAAGAGAAAAAAAAUUAGCAUAAUUGCUAGCGAGUAUCCGCGUAUUUAUUUCUCCAUGUGUUUUCCGGCUUAUUUUUGUUUAUAAAUAAACUAGAUGCAGAAAUGAGAGAUGAAAGCACACAUCAAAUAAUUUAAUUUAUUUGUAUUUCUUCACUAUUUUUGUACUACAGUUUAGUGAUGGUUGUUAUUAUUCUUAUCCAGGGUUACGCUUAUCUCCUCAAGGAUGACGAGAGAUGAAAUACUCGAAUGAGAUACGACUCGUAUUUAGAACACGGGUCCCUGCAUGAGCUCUGAGUAUACCAGCCAAAACCAUGAUCAACGGUAACCAUCGUCACCGCAAGUUUUAAUAAUUUUUGAAUGCAACCCAAGACAAAGGCCACACCGGAUAUAUUAGUGGGACCCGAGCUUCUUCACGUUGUUUACCUUACCCUGCCGCAACUGAUAUAUUUCCUUUCCAAAAUUUAUUGCCAAAAUUUAAAUUACUAUUUCAAUUAUGCUACCAUCACCCUUGUAGAACGGAUACAUUACUCAUGGGGAUAAUUACCAUGGCAAUUUAGGAACGGUUCUGUAGCACCUCCUCAUACGAGACCUGUCAUCAUUUCAUUCUUUACUAAUUUAACCUUUUACCUACAUUUACUUAUGUUGCAAAGUGCACUUUAAGUAAUGAUAUUGUAUGGAGAAUUGCUAUAGUAAUGGAAUGUCUUGUAUGACGAGAGGCGUCUGGCCACCUAAGGAACUACAAAUAUUGGGACGACAAUGGCGCUCCCACCCAGGGACCAUGCAUUUGGUUCGUUAUGAAAUCCACCAAUUUAUUAUUGCUGCUGCGACAAGGCGGCGACUACGUGCAUCGGUAAUGUAUAUUAUUGAGGCACAAAAUUAGUGAUCACAGCGUGCAUAUUAUUGGAACUUAGGCAGUCAUUCGGAUACCGAAUAAACGGUAAAUUAUUAACAAGAUAUAUUAGGACGCGAUCAGGAAGUGGCGUAUCAUUAGAACGCCAACGCAUUAUGUAGACUCCGUGGCCGUUAUGUGUACAACUAUCCUGAUGAUGAUUAGUGGUUAACAGUGUAAUUGCCACGCCUUAGCUGCCUGUAAACGACCAUUUGAUAUCGCCAGUUCUAAAGUAUUGGUUGUGCUAUUUCUGGUGACCGCGCGUGAGUGCUGCAUUUGUCUUGGGGUUCUUCUUCGUUUAGCUGCUGUUUGCCUGAAACAGUUCUAAUAAUUAGAAAAAUAUUAAAAAUCCCAUUCGUUCCAUAGGUUAACUUUUGCCUUCAGGUAAAUCUGGUUGGAAUAUAUUUUCAAGUAGUUAGCUGUUCUAUGGCUCUCUGGAUACCAUCUUGCUGGAGUAGUGACCCUAGUGAUCCGCCCGUCCCUAGCGACCUACAGUUUGUCAUCGCGCUUAUUGUAUUGUCGGUUGUUGGCGGUCAUUUCUUACAUGAUCAUUUGUGUUCUUGACAUCUUGUAAAUAUUCCAUUGCGGAACUCUUGUACGAAAUUAACCUAAUAAGUCAGCAUUUCUCUGCUAAUUUUCGGCAAUCUACACAUUUGCGUCGAGAGUUUGACAGUUUAUUCGAAGAUUUCUUAUUGUAAUUCGAUGAAGCUUAUCUGUGCCCUAACAUUAAAGAAUUUUUUUACU
Messenger RNA from Hyalella azteca, 2882 nucleotides. RefSeq names its product 26S proteasome non-ATPase regulatory subunit 7. The record is from RefSeq and is a predicted model, not a curated record. Gene Ontology annotation, biological process: proteasome-mediated ubiquitin-dependent protein catabolic process. The transcript has 5 exons. Gene Ontology annotation, cellular component: proteasome complex. The annotation marks the transcript as partial. Lineage: Eukaryota; Metazoa; Arthropoda; Malacostraca; Amphipoda; Hyalellidae. Gene Ontology annotation, molecular function: protein binding; metallopeptidase activity.